AUGUCCUCCUCCAAGCGCGUCGAGUCGCCCUUCGUGCGCUCCUUGCUGGCCGGAGCCGUGGCCGGCACCACCGUCGACCUCUCGCUCUUCCCGCUCGACACGCUCAAGACGCGCCUGCAAUCCAGCGAGGGCUUCAUCGCCUCGGGCGGCUUCCGUGGCAUCUAUCGCGGCAUCGGCUCGACCGUCGUCGGCUCCGCGCCGGGCGCCGCGCUCUUCUUCGUCACCUACGACAGCGUCAAGCGCGCCCUGUCCAACCGCAAGCGCACCACGCAGCACACGGCCGAUGGAACCAAGAUAACGCCGCCCGCCGCGCAGAGCGGCUGGAGCGAGCCGCUCACCCACAUGGUUGCCGCAAGCCUGGGCGAGGUGGCCGCGUGCGCGGUGCGCGUGCCCACCGAGGUCGUCAAGCAGCGCGCGCAGGCGAGCCACCACCCGUCGUCACUGGCCUCGCUGCAGCACAUCCUAGGCCAGCGCCGCGCGCACGGCCUGGCACACGUCUGGCGCGAGCUCUACAGAGGCUGGGGCAUCACCAUCAUGCGUGAGGUGCCCUUCACCGUGAUCCAAUUCCCGCUAUGGGAGGGCAUGAAGGAGUGGAGCAGGAGGACCAAUGGCAAGGACAGCGUCUCGGCCUUCGAGGGCGCCGCCUUCGGCUCCGUGGCGGGUGCUGUGGCCGCCGGCGUCACGACGCCGCUCGAUGUGCUCAAGACGCGCAUGAUGCUGUCGACACAGCGGCAGAAGGUGGUGCCGCUGCUGACGUCAAUACUGAAGGAGAGCGGGCCAAUGACCUUCUUUGCUGGAAUUGGCCCGAGAGUCUUCUGGAUCAGCACGGGAGGCGCCAUCUUCUUGGGAAGCUACCAGUGGACCAUCAAUGCUCUUGGCGGAGCAGACUAA
Messenger RNA from Lasiodiplodia theobromae, 891 nucleotides. RefSeq names its product S-adenosylmethionine mitochondrial carrier protein. Lineage: Eukaryota; Fungi; Ascomycota; Dothideomycetes; Botryosphaeriales; Botryosphaeriaceae. The record is from RefSeq and is a predicted model, not a curated record. The transcript is spliced from 2 exons. Gene Ontology annotation, cellular component: mitochondrial inner membrane. Gene Ontology annotation, molecular function: S-adenosyl-L-methionine transmembrane transporter activity. Bases 1 to 891 code for a protein of 296 amino acids. Gene Ontology annotation, biological process: transmembrane transport.